UAAACGAUAUAGUGGAUUUCUAGGAAGCUUCUUCAAGUGUCUAACAUUUAACGGCGCAGCAAAAUGACCGCGAAACCAAAAUUUGAAUUCGAAAAGGAUGAACAGGUGACAUUAGGAGAUGUGGACGACAACGAAGUGGACCGUGUGGCGGAGAGUUUCAAGGGACGCAGCCUGUUCAUAACCGGUGGCACAGGUUUUCUUGGCAAGGUGCUGGUGGAAAAACUUCUUCGUUCCUGUGGUGAACUCAAACGUAUUUACUUGCUCAUACGGCCGAAGAAGGGAAAAGACCCACAGGAACGCAUAAAGGAGAUUUUUCAGAAUGUGCUCUUCGAUAUGGUAAAGCAACAGCGCGGUGAGGAGCGCAUCCUCAGCCAGGUGGUGGCUAUAGCUGGCGAUGUACUGCUGCCCGGGCUGGGCAUCUCUGACCAAGAUCUAGAAACGCUUCGCAAUGAAGUUUCCAUUGUGUACCAUUGUGCAGCUACAGUGCGUUUUGAUGAGCCAUUGCGCAAUGCGGUGUUCAUGAACACGAGAGGCACCAAAUAUAUGCUCGACCUGGCCGCCACACUCAAGCAUCUGGACUUUUUCGCCUAUUGUUCGACAGCAUAUUGCCAUCUGCACGUAAAGACAUUGUAUGAGAAACCCUACGAUCCGCCCGCAGAUCCACACAAGGUGAUGCAGGCCUGCGAAUGGCUGACGGACGAGGAAGUGGCAUUAAUUGAAAAGAAAAUUCUGGGCGAUAUACCCAACACGUAUGCCUACACCAAAUCCCUAGCCGAGGCAUUGGUUGUGGAGAAGUUCAAGGAACUGCCUGCCGCUAUCUUACGACCUUCCAUUGUCAUACCUAUUUGGAAGGAGCCCAUACCUGGCUGGACCGACAACAUAAAUGGACCAACUGGUUUGUUAAUUGGUGCCGGCAAAGGAGUUAUACGCACCAUGUAUUGUAACUCGUCAGGAUUUGGAGAUUUUUUGCCGGUGGACGUCGCUGUUAACGCCAUUUUGGUGGCCAGCUGGCGUUACAUUACAAUGGGCAUGGCUGAUGCCAACCGCGUUGCACAUAUGACCAGCUCAAAUGAUAUUAAGGUCUCUUGGGCCGAGAUUAUCGAGCUGGGCCGUUGGGUUAUAGAAAAUAAAGUGCCGCUGAAUGGGGUGGCCUGGUACCCGGGUGGCUCAAUGAAGUCCCAGUAUUGGCUGCACUACAUUUGCAUGAUAUUAUUCCAUUGGAUACCAGCCCUAUUUGCCGAUGCCCUUCUAUGGCUGCUGCGCUAUCCACCUGUCCUGUGCCGCGUGCAAAAUCGCAUAUCCAAAGGCUUUGAAGUUUUCGAAUACUAUGCAAAUAAUGUUUGGAAUUUUGACAACACAGAGGCAGUGGAGCUUCGAAAAAUAAUGAAUAACAAGGAACGAAGAACCUAUGUCAUUGAGAAAAUUGACGUCGACCUAAUCGACUAUUUCACAAACUGUGUGUUGUGUGCACGACGAUUGAUUUUGAAAGAAUCUGAUGAGUCUAUACCAGCUGCCAAACGCCACAUGAAAAUCAUGUGGUUCGUGGACAAAGUGGUCAAAGGCAUGUGGAUUGGCGGACUUCUGUAUAUAUUCUACAAUUGCUUCUCAGGAUACUUUACGAGCACAACACAGGUGCAAUCGAUUGAUUCAUUUUAGUAACAACAUUACAAUUUAGUUAAAUGCUUAAAACCAAAAUGAGCGCUGUUCCAACCAUACUGUUUUAUUAUUUUCCUUUUACUAAAAUGUAUAUGUUUGUACAUACAUAUGUAAGUUGAAUAGAUUUAAAUGGUGUUGCUUAAGAUAAAUGGAUUAAUGUUUAAUUGUAUAAUUAAAUGAAAAAAAUAUUUCAAUUGUUAUCAAGUAA
Scaptodrosophila lebanonensis is the source of this 1864-nucleotide messenger RNA. RefSeq names its product putative fatty acyl-CoA reductase CG5065. Gene Ontology annotation, cellular component: peroxisome. The transcript is spliced from 8 exons. Bases 64 to 1656 code for a protein of 530 amino acids. Gene Ontology annotation, molecular function: alcohol-forming very long-chain fatty acyl-CoA reductase (NADP+) activity. The record is from RefSeq and is a predicted model, not a curated record. NCBI's taxonomy places the organism in Eukaryota, Metazoa, Arthropoda, Insecta, Diptera, Drosophilidae. Gene Ontology annotation, biological process: long-chain fatty-acyl-CoA metabolic process.